AUGGAAGAAGAGUCGCUUUGCUUCUACGACCAAAAUUUUCUGACACAAAACCAGCUAACACCAGAAAACAUAAUUCAAUACUUUUCUUUCUCUCCGUUUUACGAUAAAGGCUGUCUGAAUGAGAUUUUGAAAAUGCAGAGCCAAUUUGCAAAUAUUGACAUUUCCCACAAACUAACAACUCUUCCUGGAAUAUAUUACAUUCUCGAACACCAUAACACAGAUCUUUUCAUAAUUGCAAAGAAAAAGAACACUGAUCAGAAGACCGCAACACUCAAAGUGUACUACUGCAUGUACGGAUAUAUUUACUGUGCGCCCACCGCUAGAGCCGUAUCAAAUUCCAAAGCUAUUGAUUGUCUUUCAUAUUUAAAUGAGGCAUUAAACAAAUAUGAAGAAAUAAAAAGCUUUGAUUGGCUCAGGGGAUUUCAGCUUAGAGCUGACGAGGGAAACAGUGAAUCGCAAGCAGAUGAUGUAAAAUUUGUAUUUGAGACCUUGCACGACUUUGAAGCAAAAAAUAAGUAA
Vittaforma corneae ATCC 50505 is the source of this 519-nucleotide messenger RNA. RefSeq lists its product as uncharacterized. Gene Ontology annotation, molecular function: transcription coactivator activity. Gene Ontology annotation, cellular component: mediator complex; core mediator complex. The transcript has a single exon. Bases 1 to 519 code for a protein of 172 amino acids. The record is from RefSeq and is a predicted model, not a curated record. Lineage: Eukaryota; Fungi; Microsporidia; Nosematidae. Gene Ontology annotation, biological process: regulation of transcription by RNA polymerase II.